Vigna angularis (adzuki bean) is the source of this 5437-nucleotide messenger RNA. RefSeq lists its product as uncharacterized. The coding region runs from base 3949 to 5331 and encodes 460 amino acids. Lineage: Eukaryota; Viridiplantae; Streptophyta; Magnoliopsida; Fabales; Fabaceae. The transcript is spliced from 2 exons. The record is from RefSeq and is a predicted model, not a curated record.
GUGGACAUUAGUUAAAGAAAGAAAGAUAUCCUUGCACACCAAAGUUGUUUGUCACGGCUUGGAAAAUGAGUAAGGUCAGCAAAGCUACUGGAAGCACAUACACGUUCAUUUCAAUUAUCUGAAGCAUAGCUCCAUAUUCACGGCCAACUUCUUGAUGGGAAGUGGGAACCACACACAUGCAUGGUUUCUUUGGAGCAGCUCACGGAUCCAUUCUUCACCAGCUCCUCACCAUCCGGCAAACAUCCAUCAUCCAGCAAGGAUCUCCAUCUACACUUGUUGAGCUGGAAGAAAAGUAGACAGCAUUACACGGCUGCACAUAAUGGAGGGUCCUUCUUGUUUUUGUUUGGAUUGAAGAAGGAUGGAAGAAGUUGGGCACACCAAACGGAAAAGAAGGAGCAAUUUGGACCAUCAAAGAGCACACAGAUACGGCUCUUACCACAAUAAAAGGAGAGCUUUGGACAGAAGAAAAGAGGAGGUAGUAGUCACAGAUUCCAGUAGCGUAGGAUGUUGGGAAUCCAAGUGUGAGUCUAAGUCCCACAUUGGAGAGAAAUGAGAAAGUAGAGUGGUCUAUAAGUGAGAAGACCCAUUAACCCAUUGCCUAAAGGUUUUGGGUAAAAGAGUGGUGUCAAUCUCUUAUAAGGUUGGGGAGGUGCCAUUUUCCAAUUCACUUCAAAUUGUUGUAUUUCACGUUUCUGCUCAACUCAUUUCAUCAAGUUUCAUGAUGUUUCCUAUUGCGAAGUUUGAUUCUGUGUGAGAAAAUUUUGGAAAUAUUUUGAUACAAAGAGAAAAUUACAUUUAUUAUGUUUAAGCUUUGGAGAGAUGCAUGUUGCUGGCUAAAAGGAAAUCACGGUGAAAGUGAAAGUGGAAAUUUUUGAAGCACAAUUUUUUUUGGCUUGCUUGGAACACAUCACACGGCCUUAAGAAUUGGAUUUCUUAAGAAGUAGAAAUCAUUCACGGACACAUGGCAUCCCUUCUCUUGUCUUUGUCAGAAAUUGAUUGAAGAAAUGUUCAAGAGACAACAACACACGGCCCAUUGGAAUUAAAGUGGGAGCCGCCACCUAGUGUUGGAUGAUUUUUUUUCUUUGUAUUAGGAGAAGAAAAUCGUGCAUGGAUGGAAUAAAGGGACCACCACGUUUUGAAUUAUUGCAGCUCACGGUUUUCCAAUAUCAUUUCCUAUCAAUAACAAUUGAUUUUUGGCAAGCACAUGGAAGAAAAGCGGGGCCGCCAAUUUGAGAAGGGAACAAUGAUCAAUUGAAAAGCAUGCCACAUAAGAGGAGGGGACCACGUUUGUUUGGAAGCACACGGUUAUGGGAACUUAUUCUCCUUUGUCAUGGAUGGUGGAAAGAAUAAUGGAAAGCAUACUUUUUGUUUUCAAUUUGGUUUCUUAAAGAAUCAAGCAAUGUCACGUAAAGAGUGCUUGGAGGGCCCCCUCAUGCUUUGGCACGUUAGUUACUACAAUAUUCAAUUGGACAACACAUUAGGCCGCCCCAUUUAUUUUGGCUUAUGUGGUUUUCAAUAGUUAUCAUCAUCUUUCAGGAGAAGGGCAUGAAGUGAGGACUACAGACAAGCUCUUUUACUUUGGAAGAAAUGCUGAUUUCCUUUUUAUUUAAGGGGUGCACGUCCAUCACAUGAAGAGGAGUUCACUGACUGCACAAGCCAUCAAAGAAGUGCGAGAACCGUCCAGCAGGCUUGGAGAUAAAGAGUGGUGUUCUUGAACGGACAGCAUGCUUGGAGAUUCAUGAAAAUGAAGCUGGAGGAAGCAGCGUUCCAGCAGCAGCCACCUUGGAUGAGAAUAAAUGGAGUGUUGCAGAUGAAGGGAAGCUCACGGUUUUCUCCAUUCAUUUUGGCUUGCAUCUUGCCUUGCAUCACUGAAUAACAGAGAAGGGGUCACCACUUGAUAGCUCACGGCUGCACACUUGGGAGAAGCACAUUACAAUUUCUUUUAGAAGUCCAAGGUGCAGCAUGUUAGAGUUUGUAGAGGCUGGAAAGAGGAGACGCAUAAAAAUCUGCACAUCCACACUUAGAAGAGCAACGUGAAGUGAGUUUUUCCAAGAGCUGCUGCACACACACGGCCUGCUGAAUUGAUUUGGAGAGAAUGAAGCUCACGGUUAUUGGAGAGGUUUGGCAGCAGCUACGUUCAAGGGAGAAGAGAUAGAGAUCACGGCACAUGGUGAUUGAUUGAAGGAGGCUACGGCUAAAGUGUGAAGGGAGAAGAAGUGAUGCAAAGGCUGGAAAAUGCAGACCAAACUCUUCACGCUCCCAGCUAGAACCUUCAAGCAUCCAACACAGCAAAGAAGAGUAGCUCACGGUCCGAACACUUCCAUGAGCAAGGGGCUGGAAUGAUGUACACGGUGAUGCAUUGAAGAAGGUAUUCAAGCUGGUGCUAUCAUGAGUUGAAGAAGAAUUGCAAAACAUGUGAUUGGCUGGAGCAAAGUUCACGGACCAGCAGCUUGAAGUGGGAACCCACGGCUGCAAACCAUUUCCUUGAAAGAGGAAGAAGUGUCACGGCAACAAUCUGAAGAAGACAAGUGAGGGUCCCACCUUCUUGAUUUCAGCACAUCUAGGAGUGGAAGGAAGUCUUCAGCCUACGGGGACAAAAACAAAACCUACAUGAAAACAAGGAUGGUAGGCAGAGAGAAUUGGCUAUAAGAUGCAAGCAGCAUCAGAGAAGCAAAUGAGUAGAUUUUAGGAGUAGGAAUUAGGAAGAGUUUUACGUUGGCUUUCAUUUUUCCUCCUCCCCUUUGGGGAGGUUUUGGAUUUGUUUUCCAAGUUGUUUUCCAGUUUCAAUCGAAUGUUAAUUUCCAGUGUGUUUUUCAGUUGUUGAAACUCUAUUUUUAUCAACGAAUUACCUUGGGUUUACAAUUCCAUCUUCACGCUUAAGGCUUUGAUCAAAUUACUGUCACUGCAAAUUUCUGCUCACAUCAAUUUCCUUUAAGUUUCUUUGCACAUUUUAAUUUCUGUAAAAGUUUAUUUGUUUUGCAAUUUAAAUAUUUCUAAAUUUACCGUUUUCUACACAUUUACUCUUUCUACAAUUUAUUUACCGUUUUACUGUUUUAAUCUUGUUUUACAGUCUGUUAUUUUUACUGCUUUUCUAAUAUAAUUUUUCCGAAACAAAACAUUCACCACCCCCCUUUUUCGUGUUUAAAUCUAAGACUGAACCACAACAAUAUUGGUCCUUGAGAGACGACCUAGGAGUCACUUCCUAGUUAUACUGCAUUCUUAUUUGCACAUCAAAUUUGACAGGUCGCGACGCCCGCAUCAAAUUUUGGCGCCGUUGCCGGGGAACAAAAGAGGUUUGGUUUUAGAUUUUUGUUGUGUAAAUUUUUGUUUUGUUAAUAUGUGUGUUUUGUGUGUUUUGUCUUGUAUAUUUUUGUAGGCGACAACGACACCUUCAGCAAAUUUUGGCGGCGUUGUCACUUCAGUUCAGGUUUUUGUUUUAGAUUUUUAGUGUGUUAAUAUAUGUUGUGUUAAUAUAUGUUUAGUCUUUUAUAUUUUUAUUGUGUUGUGUUUUGUAUUAUAUCUGUUAAUUAAAAAAAAAUUAUUAAAAAAAAAAAUAAUUAUGUUCUGUUUUGUGUGUGCCUGUAGCAUGUAUAAAUGUGUUGUGUUUUGUUUAUCUCGUAACUUUUAGUAUUUUAUUUUUAUUUUUAUUUUUAUUUUUCGAUGUCUACCUAUUUUAAUUUCGUGAAUAGUGCUUAUUCUACGAGUGCCUGUAAUUAUGAUUCUCUUUCUGCAUAUUACUCUGAUUCUCGUGCUGAUUUUAAUACUGAGAAAAAUAUGGCUCACCCUCCAAUUUCUGAGAGCUCUCCUUGGGAGCCAGUUCCACCGAAUAAGGAUGGUGAUCAUAACUUUCUCAAUAUUGGAAUGAUAAAAAUGCUGCCCUAGUUUCAUGGUUUUGCAAGCGAAUGCUCACAUGAACAUUUGGAGAAGUUCUAUAUAAUUUGUUCUACAAUGAAACCUCCAAAUGUCGCAGAUAAUCAAGUUUUCUUAAGGACAUUUUCCCACUCGUUAAAAGGAGUAGCAAAGGAUUGGAAAACUCGUCUUCCUCGAGAAUGCGUUAUCAAAUGGGAGAAUCUGAAGCAUUUGUUCUUGAAGAAAUUUCCCCCUGUACAGAGUUACAACAACAAUUCUCGAUGGAAUGACCCUGGUUUGGGAUGGUAUGAAGCUCCACAGAAACAUCAGGAAGCACCAUCUCAGAGUACUUUCAUGCCUACACCAGUCCAACAACAACAAAGGCAAUAUUAUGAUGCUCCUGCUCAAAUAACUCCUCAGCCUUCUACUUCUGAACCUACAAUGAAAGAGUUACUAGAGCAGAUAACCAUGAAGAGCAUUCAGUUCGAGCAAAUCCAGCAGGAAACUCAAGCUGCCAUGCAGAAUCUAAAUGAUCAGAUCGGGCAGAUGACCACUCUUGCACCUAAGGAGAAUGCUGAAGAUUUUGAGGCCCAGGCAGGAAUAAGCAAUACCUUUGAGACAGGUAGACCAUUUUUAUCUUCCACCGUGGAGGUAAACGUACCUCAACUUGAAUGUGCAAUUGAUGAAUUGGAAAUUCAUGAGAAAAUUUAUACUGAGCAAAAACAUGUUUAUUCUGAAACUGAGAUUACAAGCUCUUUAUUUGAUUUGCUUAUACAUUCAAUUGCUUGUGAUUUGUUGCACAAUGAUUCUACAGGUUUUAGGAUUGAAACUGAUAUAGAUUUGAUUGACAAUUCUGAAGUUUUUGAUUCAGUAUUAGUCUCUGAAACCAUUGGUAUAAAUGUUGUGUUGAAUGAACAUGCUUACACUGAUGAAAUUUCCAUUGAUAAUAGCUUUGAACUGAAUGUGGAUUUUGUUGAUGAUGCAUAUGUCAAUAUUGAUUUUGAGACAGGAAUUUUGCAAUCGCAUAACAUGAUAGAGUUAGAACAAAACUUCGAUCUCACUCAGUUUUCUGAGAAUUGUGAAUGUGAUUGUGAAUCUGGUUCUUGCCCGAUUUGUAUUGAAAUUGAUUAUGUGUUACAAACAGAUUCUAAAUUCAUAACAGAUGUUAUUGAUUAUGAGUUUGAUGACCAGGUUACAAAAGUAAAUGAGAAUACAGGUACUGACAUAGAGGAAAUAAUGAUAGAUGAAGGAAAGUAUACUGUUAUUUCUCUUAUUACUCCGGUGUCACAGACUCAACAACUGCUGGUGGACAGAAGGCUCCUGAUUUUAUUGAUUCAACAACUUGCUCGGAGAAGAAGGAAGAAAAGUCUUGAUUUGAGUGAGAAGGCAGUACUGGGCGAGCUGCUCCUGAAGACAUCUUCGCCGGAUCCUGAGGUGGAAGAUAUCUCACUGAUGGUCCAGAAUUGGCAACUGCCACCAUGACCAGGGAGCACUCUUUUUCCUCAUUAUGUACAUAUUAUUUAGCUUUUCUGGUGUGUUUUCAUGGUUGUAUUUAUUUCAUUUUAAUUUUUAAAUUGUGAGCAUGAAA